Messenger RNA from Cetraspora pellucida, 780 nucleotides. The record is from the annotation of a GenBank genome assembly. Lineage: Eukaryota; Fungi; Glomeromycota; Glomeromycetes; Diversisporales; Gigasporaceae.
AUAAAGCAUCAUAAGAUGCAUAUACAAAAAUAUGAAAUAAAUAAAGCACAAACUAUUAUAAAUGAUACAGACAGUGAAGCAACUAUGCAAAAGUGUCAAGAAAAAAGAUUCUAUAUACAUAAAAAUGAUAAUAAUAGAUCAUUAAAUUAUGCAUCAAGUUCAGUAUCUAUUGUAUCUAAAUUCUCAACAAAUAAUAAACCAUUAGAUAAUUUUGCUUAUCAUCAAUUUACUGAAAGUAAUUUUGAUAAAUUUAAUUAUCUGUUAUUAAAAGCAACAAUUUCAAAUAGAUGGAGUUUUCAUUAUAUUCAAAAUUCAGAUACUAUCAUAUUAUUUGAAUUUAUUAAUCCUUCAUGUGAUAAAAUUUUAAGUUAUGUUUCAAAUCAAAUGGUUGCAAAUAUUAAAAACAAGGCCCAAAAAGAUUUUUAUAGUAUUAUUCUUACUAUGGAUGUGAUUGAUAUUAGUAAUAAAAGAGCAUGUAUAGAAGAAGUAAAAAAUAAAAUUAAUGAAAUUACAAAAAGUGUAACAAAUGAAGGAAUAAAAGUAACAGCAAUUGUAACUGAUAGUCAUUCAUCAUAUGCUGCAGCAAGAAAACAGCUUCAAGUUAAAAACCCACAAAUUACAUAUUUAUCAUGUUUUGCACAUCAAACCAAUUUAUAUAUUGGUGAAAUUUUUAAAGAGUCAAAUAUAUUUAAAACUACUGCAUUAGAAACUACACAUAUUGCAAUAUACUUUAAAAAUAAACAACAUGCUUAUUUUACUGGAAAACUUUGUGAUAUUUAA